AAAUGGAGCUCUCUUGAUAAAUGGAGCUAACUUUUAGUCCAAAAAUUAAGAAGUGUGUUAUUGAUUUGUUAAUACUACUAAAUAUUAGACUCCUCCGGCAUAUUCUGCGCCGGACUUGGUCGAGCCUGGGGGCUUGGCUUUAUUUAUUUAUUUAUUAAUUAUUUCAAAAAUUAGUUUUUCCUGUUUAACACUAAAGCAGUGGGCAUGAAAUUUGAGAAUGGCUUCUUCAAGAAGAUGGGCUGCUAUCAUUUCAUUCAUUUCUUCUCUCUUUCUCUUCUUUAUCGUUAUCUUUCAAGUCCCUCUCUUCAGGGCACCGUGUAGAAUUGGAAUAUGUACAUCACCUAUAUUGGUGACAUCCUCUCAGUUGAUUGCAACAGAAAUCUGUCCUGAAUUUGUUGUUAAAGCUCUUCUUUACCCUGGUGCCAUUGCAAAAGCUUUCAUCAAGAACAAGAACAUCCCAAAAUAUAGUGAAUUGUUGAAGCUAUAUAACCUUUCCAAUUUAAAGAAAGGUUCUAUUGCAACUGAUUACCAUCGCCUGGAGAUUCUUGCAGGAAGCUACUUGACUGUGGCAGGAGCAGUAUUAGGUCUUCUAAGGCAAGGGAGAAUGAGCCUUUGUGGAAUACUUCUUAUCAUAUGGGGCUUUGUAAGGGAGGCUAUUCUAAGAAAGUAUGCUAAUAUGAAUCCUAUGAAAGGUUUUAAUAUGUACCCAGCAAUGUCCAUUGCAGUUCUUUGUGCUUGCUUAUCCAUAAGAAAGGAUGUAAGGAAGCUAAUCCGUAGUUCCAGAGCUCAGCGAGUCGUGAAAUCUCUGCGAUAUAAGUCAAAAUAUAUGUGACUUGGGGGUAUCAAAACUUGUAAUAUGAUCAAGUAGCUAUUUCACAAGGCAGGGUAGCUAAUAUGCCAAGUUUCAGAAUAAUCCCAAGAAUCAGAAGAUUUUCUUUGAUUCUGAAAUGUGCUAUACUAGUUUGGUUUCACAGAAGCUUUUGGACCAUACUUGCCUUUGGUAGUUGUUUUCUUUAAGCUUUCUCAUUGUGUAGCUAGUAUGUACGUGAGCUUUUGCCCCUGUAUUUUAUAGGAUCCAGCUUACCUAUUCAUUGAAAAAGGACCAUUCUUUAUUAUGUGAUA
Molecule: messenger RNA, 1122 nt
Organism: Ricinus communis (castor bean)
Lineage: Eukaryota; Viridiplantae; Streptophyta; Magnoliopsida; Malpighiales; Euphorbiaceae
Exons: 3
Coding region: 218-832 (204 amino acids)
Source: RefSeq, a predicted model, not a curated record